UCCUCCCCUCUUUGUAGGAUGGACGAGGAGUCACCAGAUGGGCUGCUCUUCAAAGACGAUGACUUCUCCUCUGACUUGUUGAGGCAGCUCAAUGGCUUACGACAAAACAGGAUCCUGACAGAUGUGAGCAUCUGCGCCAACACCUGGGAGGUUCCCUGCCACCGAAACGUGCUGGCUUCCAGCAGCCCCUACUUCAGGGCCAUGUUCUGUAGCAACUUUAGGGAGAGCAGCCAGGCCAAAGUCCAGCUGAAAGGCAUUGACCCCACCACUCUGGACCAGAUCGUCCUGUAUGUGUACACGGGGCAGGUGCACAUCACAGCUGAGAAUGUCCUUCCCUUGAUGGAGGCGGCUUCCAUGUUGCAGUACCCCAAGCUCUUUGAAGCAUGCUCUUCAUACCUCCAGAGCCAGCUGAGCCCCAGCAACUGCCUAGGCAUGAUCAGACUCUCUGAAAUCUUAAGUUGUGCGACUCUCAAGAAGAAAGCCAGGGAGGUGGCCCUGAAGUACUUCCCAGAGGUGGCCUCCUCAGCCGACCUGAAGGAGCUCUGUGCCCUGGAGUUGAGAGAUUACCUCGGAGACGACGGGCUCUGUGGGGAGGAAGAAAAGGUGUUUGAGGCUCUCAUGGUUUGGGUCAAGCAUGACUUCGAAGCCCGGAAACGAUACAUGCAGGAACUGUUCAAGCAGGUCAGGCUUCAGUAUGUCCACCCAGCCUUCUUCUACCACUUCAUUGCCAGUGACACCCUCCUUCAAACCUCACCUGCAUGCCAGGCCAUCUUGGAGACAGCCAAGAAGCAGAUGUUUUCUUUGUAUUGCACCAGUGCCCCAGAUUUCAAGCCUCUGUGUCAUGUCCCUCCAAGAAAGUCUUACCAAGAGUUCCUCAUCCUCGUGGGUGGAAGGAAGGACAGCCAGCAGACCACUAGGGAUGUUCUUCUCUACAACAGACAGACUGGCCAAUGGCGGGACCUUGCCAAACUCCCAACCCGGCUGUACAAGGCCUCUGCUGUCACCUUGCAUCGCAACCUCUACGUCAUUGGGGGCAUGGCUGCCAGGGCAGGGAAAAGUCUGGUCAGCCCCAACGUUUACAUCUUCUCCCUGAAACUCAAUCAGUGGCAGCUGGGGGAAUGCAUGCUGGUGCCCCGCUACUCCCACAGAAGCACUGCCCAUAAGAACUUCAUCUUCUCCAUCGGGGGGCUUGGCGAUAAGCAGGAGGUCAUGGGCUCCAUGGAGAGAUAUGACAGUAUCUGCAAUAUCUGGGAGAGUAUGGCCAGUAUGCCAGUGGGUGUGCUCCACCCUGCAGUUGCAGUGAAAGACCAAAGACUCUACCUCUUUGGGGGCGAGGACAUCAUGCAGAACCCUGUGCGCCUUAUCCAGGUUUAUCACAUUUCCAGGAACAUGUGGUUCAAAAUGGAGACAAGAAUGAUCAAGAAUGUGUGUGCCCCUGCAGUGGUGCUUGGCAAGUGGAUUGUCAUCGUGGGAGGUUAUACACGGAGGAUUCUUGCUUACGACCCUCAGUCCAACAAGUUUGUCAAGUGUGCAGACAUGAAAGACCGGAGGAUGCACCACGGGGCCACGGUGAUUGGGAACAAGCUCUAUGUGACAGGUGGGCGGCGGCUGACCGUGGACUGCAGCAUCGAGGACUCGGACACCUUUGACUGCUAUGACCCUGAGACGGACACGUGGACAUCCCAGGGCCAGCUGCCUCACAAACUCUUUGAUCAUGCCUGCCUCACUCUGCAGUGCAUACCCCACACAUCCACCUUCACGUGAGGUGGGAUGUUUACCCUCUGUCGGAGUCAAAAUGCUGGCUGUUGCAGUGACA
Messenger RNA from Orycteropus afer afer, 1816 nucleotides. RefSeq names its product kelch like family member 38 (gene KLHL38). Gene Ontology annotation, molecular function: protein binding. The record is from RefSeq and is a predicted model, not a curated record. NCBI's taxonomy places the organism in Eukaryota, Metazoa, Chordata, Mammalia, Tubulidentata, Orycteropodidae.